AUGUUCAUCACGAAGGUGGUGCCCCUCAGAUAUUUGGGAUUUGCUGGUGGUAGUGUUGACUUGGUCGAAUUGCGACUAGGAGAUAACAAUCGCAGCGUGGAAGUCGUAAACUUCCCCCUAGUCACCUUCUCGGCCGAGUUGAGCUCCAGUGGUGCAUCAAUCGAGCAAGAAGUUACAAAGGGAUACGGAAUUUCAUUAUCAUUCCAGCUGCAAUUCGAGAGUUCUUUAAUCCAGACAGGAUUCACGGUGGGCUUGGGUUCUUCUUAUGCACUUUCUACUUCCUUGUCGCAGAGCAUGAUCUGUAGAGCUAAUCCAGGGAGUCGUGCUCAGUUGCAGGUGAGCACCAAAAUGAUGCUCUAUCCGGACGCAAAGACUAGAAACGUUACCAUCUCGAAUGGUAGAUUUUCAAACGGGCCAUGGCAACCUGUUACCUCCAGCGUGCAAGAGCGUACGAUCAAUGGCGCCCUUUUCUAUCGAAGUGAUUAUCUCGGUCUGCACAGGUGUGUUACAGACAUUGAUUUCUUUGAGGAUCCAGUUCAAAGAAGUUGGAUAAAAAUUGAAUAA
Sungouiella intermedia is the source of this 564-nucleotide messenger RNA. The record is from the annotation of a GenBank genome assembly. Lineage: Eukaryota; Fungi; Ascomycota; Pichiomycetes; Serinales; Metschnikowiaceae.